GAAAUAUUGGCGAAUUAUAAAAUAACAGACGAUCAUACAUAUACACAAAAACAAAAUGAACUAUAAAGAUAAAGACGACUGUGCAUACGCUUCGGGCGAAAACAUGGUAGUUAAAGCAGGAGCUCGGUUGGGUGGUAAUGAGGGCUACAGUGUACUCGAGGCAGAAGGUUACGCUGGGAUUGAGGAUUGGUCAGCUGGAGCAGAUGCAAAAAUUCAAGUUUUCCAUCUGAAUCCAAACGAUGCCCCUGUAAAAGCCCGGUUUUUCGGGGCUGACGUUGGAGCUAACGCUGGAGUAGAUUUUGCAAACAGUUUUUAUAAGAAAAACGCUGUUUUGGGGGCUGAAGUAAAAGCAAGGCUAACAUUGUCUGAUUGUAAAGCUGGACCAUUCAAUCUCCAUCUUGGACUUGGAGUUUCAACUGGAUUGGCAAUGAAGGACGGAACUGUUGAAGCGAAACUAGCUGGCACGGGAUUAAUAGUUGGCAAAAAGAUUGGUUUUGCUGCAUAUGAUAACGAAUUUUCAAUUGAUACAUUAGCUCUUGUUGGAAAAGGAUGGUUGUGGUAAUUUAAUUGAACUGUAAGUAUAACAGUGGAAUUAAUUGCAAAACUGAUGAUUUGAUCUGUUCUAUUCACUAAAAAAAUUAUAUGCAUUAUACAACAAAUCCCAGUCUCCCACCCCUAUCUGUACUCUCACUACCUAAAUUCAGAGCCUAUCUAUUAUUAUUAAAUAUAUUUAAUAAUAAUAUAUUUUGUAUAUAAACUCUUUAAAAUGGGUGCAACCAAAGAUAGAAUAUAAACCUAAUUUAUGCCUUAAUUCAUUACAUUUCAUUCAUUUGUACGUUCAAACUUCAUAUACGUUCGAAGUUCAGAUACUUUUUACGUUCAGAUAUAUUUAAUUAUUAUAUUUAAUUUUAUAAAUAUAUUUUUAUAUAUUUAUAUUUAUAUAUAUUUACCUAUAUUUAUACGAACUUCCGUACAGAUUUCUUGUAUUUUGUAUGCGUUUUCUUUCUUAUUCUUUCAAUUUUUGGAAAUUUUGUCACUGUGUAUAUUAUCACGGAAUAAGGUACUAUCAACAAAUGCUAGUCGUUGACAGGAUAAAAACCUAAGGGGUUGAUAAAAGAAACAAGUAAUAUACCUGCAUGGUGACUAUCUACAUAUAUUUUUUUUUCUUAGAGUCACGUUGAUGCGUCACUACAGUAACCUCAGAAGAAAUAAACAAUAGCAGCUAACAUUUUGAUAGUUUCUCUCUAAUCUAAUCUAAAGUAAAUAAUGUAACAUCACUAAAGAUAACUGUGUCCACAACUUAGCUUCAAUAGGACGACGCUUAGAUAUUAAAAUAUUAUAUAAUUAUAGUAUGUAUAAUAUUUAUGAGUUGUUUUUAUCACUUAUAAGCGGUGCAGAUGAUGGGAUAA
Molecule: messenger RNA, 1409 nt
Organism: Paramuricea clavata
Lineage: Eukaryota; Metazoa; Cnidaria; Anthozoa; Malacalcyonacea; Plexauridae
Source: the annotation of a GenBank genome assembly